CUCAUCCCGAACAAGAUUUUUUCACCAAAGACUCUCUGCACGCUUCCGUCAGCUACAAUGAAGGCCUCCAUCGUGUCACUCGUCUUCACCGCGGCUCUUGCUGCUGCCCAGGAUCUCAGCGGCCUCCCAACCUGUGCUACCGGCUGCGUCACAAAGUUCACCACCGGUUCCGCGAUUGGCGGCUGCCAGCAGCUUGACAUUGGAUGCAUCUGCAAGAAUGCCGACUUCCUCAACGGCAUCGCAUGCUGCCUGGCCGAUGCCUGCAGCAAAUCUGACCAGGACAAGGCCGUCUCGUUUGCUCAGCAGAUCUGCUCUUCCGCGGGCGUGAGCACCCCCGACACCGUUGUGUGCAAGGACAGCUCUUCACAGACCGGAUCUGCCACUGCAUCGGAUAGCUCUGCUUCGAGCAAGACGACUGAUUCUUCCGACUCAUCCACCACUGGAUCUUCCGAUUCCUCAUCUACCACCGCCACCGACUCUUCCUCUACCUCGACUGGCUCUGGCUCCACAACUGCUGCUCCCACCGGCUCUUCCGCACAGACAACCACAGGAUCCUCCACAAGGUCCGCGGCUACAUCUACGAGCUCAGGUGCUGCUGCCCCCUUGGCUUCUGCUGGUAGCCUCGUUGGUGCAGCCAUUGCCAUGCUGGCUGCUGCCCUAUAAGGGAUUCACAAAACGCCUCCAUACCGCAACAGCAGAGAGAGCUGGGACAAGGAAUAUCUGGUGUGACAGUAAUCUUAUAUGCUUUUAACGGGGAGGCACUAAAUGUAACUGCACGAACUGAAUGAAUGUUGUAAAUAGUCUAGUUAGGCGAGGAAUGAUUUGACUAGAGUUCUAAUGAGGGAGACACCAAACUAUAAUACCGAUUGCUACGUUGCCUAUCAAUGGCUCAUAUA
Molecule: messenger RNA, 896 nt
Organism: Trichoderma atroviride IMI 206040
Lineage: Eukaryota; Fungi; Ascomycota; Sordariomycetes; Hypocreales; Hypocreaceae
Source: RefSeq, a predicted model, not a curated record